Molecule: messenger RNA, 3387 nt
Organism: Hippocampus comes (tiger tail seahorse)
Lineage: Eukaryota; Metazoa; Chordata; Actinopteri; Syngnathiformes; Syngnathidae
Gene: plk3
Product: polo-like kinase 3 (Drosophila)
Exons: 13
Coding region: 123-1820 (565 amino acids)
Biological process (GO): mitotic spindle organization; mitotic G1/S transition checkpoint signaling; Golgi disassembly
Cellular component (GO): kinetochore; spindle pole; nucleus
Molecular function (GO): protein binding; protein serine/threonine kinase activity; ATP binding
Source: RefSeq, a predicted model, not a curated record
ACAUACUAGAUGGAUUCAGUGGACUGAGAGAGGCGUUACGCUCCCCAAGCACACCAGUUUUUCCUCCAAAUAGGAAUACAACAAGGCUCUUUUUGUGUGUGUAUUGCUUGCCGCCUUCUCAAAUGGAUAUCGGUUGUUUCACGGCGGCGCAGCGUCUGUCGUGCCACGCCAUGAAUGCGGAUUUAACCAACAAGCCUGCCGCUGAGGGAGCCCAGCAAGCCGGCGCUCCGGGAGCCAAAGCCGGCCGCUCGAAAUCGGAGUCUGCCAAACCGGAGUUGGCUCAGGUGGUGACCGACGUCAGGACGGGACGGUCGUACAGCAAAGGGAAGCUUUUGGGAAAGGGUGGCUUCGCGCGAUGCUACGAGAUGACGGACCUGUCGAACAACAAAAUGUUUGCCGUCAAGGUGAUUCCACAGAGCAGAGUGUCCAAACCGCACCAGAGGGAGAAGGUACCACAUUUUCCCCUCUACCAAAUAAAAACCAUCUGUGGAACCCCCAACUACUUGGCCCCCGAGGUACUCAACAGGCAGGGCCAUGGCACAGAGUCGGACGUUUGGUCCCUCGGAUGCGUCAUGUACACGCUGAUGUGCGGCAACCCGCCCUUUGAGACUCUUGACCUGAAAGAGACGUACAAAUGCAUCAAGGAAGUUCGGUACAACCUGCCCUCUGGGCUCUCGCCCGCUGCGCAGAAACUCAUCUCCAGCAUCCUGCAGAAAACCCCCAGCGACAGACUCAGCCUGGAUCAAAUUCUCAACCAUGAAUUCUUCACCAAAGGUUUCACUCCCGACAAGCUCCCCCCCAACAGCUGCGUAACGGUGCCCGAGCUCCAUCCCCCCAGCCCGGCCAAGAAAUUCUUCACCAAGGUGGCCAAGAGUCUCUUUGGCAAGAAAAAAGCGAAAGCGGAGAAGGCGCCUUGUGAGGAGAAAGAGGACAAAGAUAUUUCCAAGCUGGUGUCCGGCAUCGUCAAGUGCUCCAUCAACCGCCAGAUCAGCUACAAAACCGUCGGCCCAAAUGAGGUGCCCACGCCCACCGGUCAACUGGUCAACUCGGUGCCUUUGGAGCAGACCCCUGCUGAGGAGGAAUCCAGGAAGUCCAUCUCGCGCUCCUUCAAAGGCACCAUGGCCAACAGCUCAGAACCUUGUGAGGAUGUUGUUACUCCCUCCUUUGUGGCUGAAUCUGCCAUGAAGGUUCUCAGUGGCUGCUUGGCCAUCAUGCCUGCAGCCACAAGAAACCCACCGUGCCUGUCCAGGCCCCAAUCCUUCCUGUGGGUCACCAAAUGGGUAGACUAUUCCAACAAAUACGGUUUUGGCUACCAGCUGUCAGACCAAAGCAUCGGGGUGCUCUUCAACGAGGGCACACACCUCAGCCUCUGUGACCAACGCAAGACGGUCCACUACUGCUUGACCAACAACAAGCACUUUAGCUUCCCUGCCAGCUCGCUACCGGAGCAGCUUCGGAACCAGAAACAAAUUGUCGAGCUCAUGGCCAAUUACAUGGAACAAAAUCUCAUGGAGGGUGGUGAUAUUCACUGUCAUGAACUAGUUCCCGGUCCUCCUCCUCUGCUGCUGCAGUGGGUGAAGACGGACCACGCGCUCGUCAUGCUCUUCAACAAUGGAACGCUGCAGGUAAACUUCUACACCGACCACACGAAGAUCAUCCUGUCCAAGUCUUUGGAUUCGUACCUGCUGACCUACAUCAGCCGCGAGCGCGUCUCCUACACGUACCUCUUCAGCAUGCUGAGCGAAAUGGGCUGCACGGCGGAGCUGCGGCACCGCCUCAGAUACGUCCUCCAUCUCCUGCAGCACCACGCCGACGCCUGAGAAGAAGAGGAUGAAGAAGAAGAAGAAAAAAAAAACAACAACAAAAAAGACUGGCCAACUGUGACUUUCGAGGCUCAAUGACCGGCUCCAGCUUGAUUGGUUGACUCUUUUGCGGUGCCGUAACGGGCCUCCUCGACCCAUGGGGACUGCUGCCGAGAUGGCUGAUGAUGUGAUAUUCCUGCCACUUUGAUCAGAUGACGCGUUUGCCUCCAGGGUUUGUGCCUGUCCAAAGUUUAUUUGGCGAUAUCUAAUGAUUGGAUACUCCAUGACGGAUGCCUAAAAAGGGGAAAAAAAAAAAGUAUAACCCAACCACCAAUUCUACUUCUUGGUUGCAUGGUGCCAGUGGAGCCUACCGCUUUCUGCCUCUCCUUAUCGAUGUAGUUCUGGGUGUGGUGUCUCCAUGGUAACGAAACACUUAAUUGCAACUUGUAUUGGUUGAAAAGAUGGUGGUGGGCCCUCUUCUUUUUCUUCUUCUACCCUCUCUGCCGCUUCCUGACCUGUGGACACUGGUGCACUCAUUCGUUUUUUUUUUUUUUUUUUGGGGGGGAGGGUGGCGCGUUUUGUGUUCAGUUUUUGCAAAAAGAUGUGAGCCAGCAACAGAUAACACUACGAUCUUGAUUUACCUCACACGCACACUUGACAUUCCUGGCCAUAUUUGGAUGGUGAGGUCUGGCGAAAUCCUUUGCUUCUCCUGCGUCAUUGUCACCUAUUUCGUUAGAAGUGUUCACUAACAUGGUGCAAGGAGUAAUUAAGGGACGACGGGAGUGGCACCAUAAUGCACAGGGUUUUUUGGGUUUGUUAUUUUUUUGCAAAUCCAUACUUUUUUUUUUUUAUCUUCACUGGUUUUAUUUGAUUUUUUUAACCGUGUACCAAAAGGCCUUUUUCUUUCAUCUCAUUUUUAGAAAUACGUUUUUAAAUCAACACGUAGGUGAAUGCGUGUGUGCCCACAUGUUCUGGUAAAACAGACGGCCGGUCCGGGAAACGAAAGGAGGAGAGGAGACGAGUGAGGGAGGGGGGGUGAAAAGUGCCUUUCUGAGGGAUGUCUGUAUAGUGCAAUAACAAGCCUCUUUUGUGAAUGUCAAGCUUGACGGCUUUGUCAUGAUUUGUGCGUGCUUUUGCGCUUAAGGUCAAAAGCAAACGUCCAACGGCGCUACACUGUCACUAGCUGGUAUAAGCUUUUAAAAUGAACCCCCGCUCUCACCAAUGCAUAAUCUCCAGCAAGAUGAAAACAUGCUCGUCGUACUGUGACCCUCAUCGGUUUACAUUGGCUUUCUCGACUCAAGAGUUGUAUCCUCAAAGCUGUGACCUGGAAUGCAAAAGUGUCUCGUACAAGUGUCGUGUUUUCAGAAACAUUGUGAAAGAAAGUCUGCCAAUUUAGAAAAGACUUUAUUUUUCUGGCACAUAAUGUCCUGUUAAUUUAUAUUUUAUUUAUUCUGGUUUCUUUUUUUUUUAAGUUAUUGUGUAUAUGUAUGGUGUCGACACGAGGAAAUGUUCAAUUUCACUCACACUUUUUGUAUGUAUUGUAUGGAGGGGACAUGGGGCAAAAAUAAAGUUUGAAGAGAACAUG